Molecule: messenger RNA, 1324 nt
Organism: Cinara cedri
Lineage: Eukaryota; Metazoa; Arthropoda; Insecta; Hemiptera; Aphididae
Source: the annotation of a GenBank genome assembly
AGUAGAGCGUUUGGUAACAACAUGCGAUAACGAAUUGUGUGAUAGUAGUCGGGCACUAACGCACGAGAUACGAGGACGAACCGACAAAAUAAGUAGAUUUUCGGUGAUCUUGUUCAAUAUUAAUUAAAUUAUUACAAUUUUUUAAAAAUUUAGGAUCAAAAUGUCUAAGUACAACGCUAGCAAGUUGCGGCAAAUGAAAACGGGCGUGGAGAAAAUCCAACACGGCCAGUUGAAGACGAACAUACCGGCGGGCAUGGCCACGCCGGGUCCACCGCUCGGACCGAUGUUGGGAUGCAGGGGUAUAAAUAUCACGACUUUCUGCAAGGAUUUCAACGAGAAGACCAAAGACAUCAAGGAUGGCAUACCUAUGCCGACCAGGGUGCACGUGAAUCCGGACCGUAGCUAUAAAAUAAUGAUCACUAAACCGCCGUCCAUGUAUUAUUUGAAACAGGCGGCGGGCAUAUCUAAAGGUACUAUAAACCCAAAGAAGGAGACGGCCGGUAUGGUCACGCUCAAGCACAUAUACGAAAUAGCGGCGAUAAAACAGACAGACGAAAACCUGGAGUUCAGGAGCCUGGAAGAUAUAUGCAAAAUGCUGAUUGGCACCGCCCGCUCGCUGGGUGUUAAAGUGGUCAAGGAAAUAGACCCGGACGAAUACCAACAGUUCCUGGAAGACAGGAGUGUCGUGUUGGAAGAACGAAAAAAAGAGUUACAAGAACUGAAAGAAUCGAAAAUGUUGAGAACGUCAUGAGUACCCAUAUCAGUAAAAUAUUAUGCUUAUAUUUUGUUAGAAUUGUCAAUAAAAUUUAGUUUUGUACAGUUACAACGCCUAUUGCUUAAUGUUAUUUUUCUUUCCCCCUACAUAAUAUCACAAUAAUGAAAACGCCUUAAGAAUAGGUAUCUGGAAUGUUAUCGAUAUAUAUUUUGCAGUAGAGAUUAAAACAAUUGAGUUCUCUACACACUGAAAAAAUGUACAUGUCUGUAAUAGACACAAAAAAAAUAUCAGAAGAAAGGUGUAAUAAUCAUUUUAUUUUAAUCAUAUAUAUUAAAUAAUGUAAAAUAUAUGUAAUAUUCAAAUUGUAUCCAAAAUGUAUCUAAGAUAUCUAUACAUUUUUGGGAGUGUUCUUACCUAUGUUAUAAGAUUAAUAUACAUGUAAUACUUCAUUACCCAGUUUAAGACAAUAAUAUUGCAAAUGAGCAAUAUAAAAUUAAAAUACGUUCUUAAUACUUAUGCAAAUUGUCUUAAUCAAACCAAAAUUUUAUUUACCUAUUUCUGUAACAUUUUUUAACUAAAAUACUUGUAAAAUAUGUAUAUAAUAUUGGG